GUUGUUGAGUGCCGCGGCGUGUGGAUCACAAGAGCAAAUAUUUUGCUUGAUCUUGUGCGGAAGAAGGGAAUGGGAGACUUGGGUGCGAGAGAAUGGCUAUCGCCUUGAGGAUGAGACACCAGGACGAGGCAGUGCACGAUUCAUAGAAUAAACAAACAGUAAUUGAUAUGGUAUUUGAUUCCGAAUACGGGGUUUGUUAGUGCAUCUUUGUUAGUUUAGCUGAUUGCGCAUAAGCAGCAACAAUCUUUCUUUACCUCUGAAACGACGAAGUACAUUUUGUAGCUUCGUUUUGAACCUACAAAGCCCUUAUUUGUAUCAAUCCCGCCAGCGCAGUGUGUGCAGAUAUGGUGAAUGCCGCGUUUGUCGUUUGGUGGAGAGCUCGCAGCGCGAUGUUAGAAGCUUGCCGCAAUUUUGAGGGUUUUGGUUGCCUGAUUGCCGGACCAGUGGCCACGAUGGGUCUCCAGUGCAAUGCCUUCAACCUCAUUAACGAAGCCCUAAAUCUGGGACUGGAGGCGUAAGGCUACGCGUGAGAACCCUUGCAUUUGAUCGGGUUUCCGCAGCGCAAGAGAGCUUCAAGACAUUUUUUUUCCUUUCAAGGUAUAGCUCUGCGGUUGAAUUUUGUGGUAAUUUCCCAUCUAGGAUUCCUACACCACCUUGAAUAUCAACUUUUUGGCGAUGGCCAAAUUGCGCAGACCCAUCAAAAUUAACAACGGUGUUCAAUGGGUUGAGGUCUAUCAGUCAGCAUGUGCAAUGUUCCUGGGCUUUUAUGUUCUAAACAGCGGCGUCAGGGAUCGUUUAUUGACUCCGCUGAAGAUGCUUUUGGUGGUCUAGAAAAUCUACACGGCAUAAUGCGGGUGUCAACUCGCAUCGCAGCUAAUAUCGCAGUUGUUAGGAGGAGAUGGUUUGGGUCUCUUCAACUGCCUGUUCCAAGUGCAAGGUUUCGGAGCACCUUUACUCGACGGGUUGGAGCAAAUGAUGUUUUGCAAAGACUGGGUGAAGGUGGCAAUCAUAUAGAUUCCCGAACCUAUGUGAAACUCUUCCAGCGGUGCACGGAGCUGCGAGACGCAGCGUUAGGCAAGCAGGUUCGUGAUCAUAUCAUUCAAGGUGGACGGCAGCUGAACAUUUACGAACUCAACACCCUCAUCAAAUUGUACUCCAUUUGUGGGAAUGUGACAGAGGCGAGGCAGAUUUUCGACAGCGUUGAGAAUAAGACAGUAGUCACGUGGAACGCAUUAAUUGCAGGGUACGCUCAGGUCGGUCAUGUCAAGGAAGCCUUUGCCCUGUUUCGUCAAAUGGUUGACGAAGGUCUGGAGCCUAGCAUCAUCACGUUUCUAAGUGUUCUGGAUGCUUGUUCCAGCCCAGCAGGUUUGAAUUGGGGUAAAGAAGUUCACGCGCAAGUCGUAACCGCUGGCUUUGUGUCGGAUUUCCGCAUCGGAACUGCGCUUGUGAGUAUGUAUGUCAAGGGGGGAAGUAUGGACGAUGCCCGCCAAGUUUUUGACGGAUUGCACAUACGAGAUGUUAGUACAUUCAAUGUGAUGGUCGGAGGGUAUGCCAAGAGCGGUGAUUGGGAGAAGGCUUUUGAAUUGUUCUACAGGAUGCAACAAGUAGGUUUGAAACCAAACAAAAUUUCAUUCUUGAGCAUCUUAGAUGGGUGUUGGACCCCUGAAGCUUUAGCGUGGGGGAAGGCAGUCCAUGCUCAAUGCAUGAACGCAGGACUUGUGGAUGAUAUUCGCGUUGCGACCUCUCUCAUCCGCAUGUACACGACUUGCGGCAGUAUUGAGGGCGCACGUAGAGUUUUCGAUAAUAUGAAAGUUCGUGAUGUUGUAUCGUGGACAGUCAUGAUCGAGGGAUACGCUGAGAAUGGUAAUAUUGAGGAUGCUUUCGGUCUCUUCGCCACAAUGCAAGAAGAAGGCAUUCAGCCUGACAGAAUUACGUACAUGCACAUUAUGAACGCAUGUGCAAUUUCUGCAAAUUUGAACCAUGCGAGGGAGAUUCAUUCCCAGGUAGACAUUGCCGGGUUUGGGACUGAUCUUCUUGUGAGCACCGCUCUCGUUCAUAUGUAUGCCAAGUGUGGUGCUAUCAAGGACGCACGUCAAGUCUUCGAUGCCAUGCCGAGACGAGAUGUUGUGUCAUGGAGUGCUAUGAUCGGGGCUUACGUUGAGAAUGGUUACGGUACAGAGGCCUUCGAGACUUUUCAUCUAAUGAAACGUAGUAAUAUAGAGCCGGAUGGGGUUACGUACAUCAAUCUCUUGAAUGCCUGUGGGCAUCUAGGAGCAUUGGAUGUGGGUAUGGAGAUUUACACUCAAGCGAUAAAAGCAGAUUUAGUAUCCCAUGUCCCUUUAGGAAAUGCUUUGAUCAUCAUGAACGCCAAGCAUGGCAGCGUUGAACGCGCUCGUUACAUUUUUGACACUAUGGUUAGACGAGACGUUAUUACGUGGAAUGCAAUGAUCGGAGGAUACUCGCUACAUGGGAACGCACGAGAAGCGCUAUAUCUCUUCGAUCGAAUGUUGAAAGAAAGGUUCAGGCCAAAUUCGGUGACGUUCGUUGGCGUGCUGUCUGCGUGCAGCCGCGCAGGAUUUGUCGACGAGGGCCGCCGAUUCUUCACUUACUUACUUGAAGGUCGCGGGAUUGUGCCCACAGUAAAGCUUUAUGGCUGCAUGGUGGACCUCCUUGGACGUGCAGGAGAGUUGGACGAAGCAGAGCUGCUGAUCAAAAGUAUGCCAGUAAAACCAACUUCUUCAAUCUGGAGUAGUUUGCUGGUUGCUUGCAGGAUUCAUGGGAAUUUAGAUGUAGCGGAGCGCGCUGCUGAGAGGUGUCUCAUGAUUGAUCCAUAUGAUGGUGCAGUCUAUGUGCAGCUCUCACACAUGUAUGCUGCGGCUGGUAUGUGGGAAAAUGUUGCGAAAGUGAGGAAAGUGAUGGAGAGCAGGGGUAUUAGGAAGGAGCAGGGUUGUACGUGGAUCGAGGUCGCGGGGAAGGUACACACUUUUGUUGUAGAAGAUAGAUCACACCCUCUAGUGGGAGAAAUUUAUGCCGAGCUAGCGAGAUUGAUGAACGCUAUCAAAAGAGAAGGCUACAUCCCAAUUACUCAAAAUGUGUUGCACGAUGUGGGUGAGCAGCAGAAGGAAGAAGCCAUCAGCUACCAUAGUGAGAAGCUGGCCAUUGCGUAUGGGGUACUCAGUUUACCCUCUGGUACCCCAAUCCGUAUCUACAAGAAUUUACGUGUGUGUAGUGAUUGUCAUUCUGCCUCCAAAUUUAUUUCCAAGGUCACUGGUCGAGAGAUAAUUGCACGGGAUGCUAGUCGCUUUCAUCACUUCAAGGAUGGCGUGUGCUCUUGCGGCGAUUACUGGUGAAGGCAAAUAUCGCCCUAACAGUAUCCGUGACGUUUAAGUCACCGAUUGAAUAUUUUUUCGACUUGAACUAGCUAGAGAGGGUCCAAUUUUCAAAUUGGCAAUGUUACAGGUUUCUCGCUCAGCAUCAAAUUCACGAGGUGAACUUGAGUUCAAUAGCCUUUCAGUCCCUUUGGUAUCCAUCAUAUGACAUUUGUGGAAACUUCUAGCAGCCUGCAGCCAUUAUUUUUGCGAACAGUACAAACUGGUGUUGGUAGAUUCGUCGCGGAUAAGGAAGCCACACGUCAGAUGCUAUAGCCUUUGAUUACGCAUUCUCCGUGGACACUACGUAAGAUUUACUACACACGGUUAGGUAGAAUUUGUUCACCAUGGAACUAUUCAGUUACCUAUCAUAAUGGUCCAUUUUUUAUUCACUAGGGUGAUGGUUGGCGGUUGAAACCUGGGGGAAGGACAUGCAUGGGAUCUAAUGGACGAUCUUUUCUCCUUGUCCUGACUCGUGGACGUUGUCUUUACAUCGGCUUACUUCCUAAGGUGGCAGUGUAUCCAUCAUCAAGCUGGAACUUAGAAUGAAAAUCCGGUCGAUUACUUGAGUCAGAGUCUCAAAAGAAUUUAGCGAGUCCCAGAUCUUCUUUCAAGUAGGUUGGAGUUGACUCUGCAGUAUGACCCUUCUUGUCAAUAUCUGGUACUACGCAGUGAAACUGAAUACAUUUGCUGCGUUGGUUUGCCCUACAAAUCAUCAUGUCAUCAUGCCUGACUUUUAUUAGAGUAGCAACAAGAGGUUUCCUUCACCGAGGUUUCAUCAAGAGGUUAUCAUAUUAAUAUUUGGUGAAAGAUGUAAAUAUAUGUAUAUGUGUGUAUGUGUAUACAUAUCUAUUUUUAUUAGACACAAGUUUACAUGGGGUACACUUACAGAUAUUUACAAUUACAGAUAUUUACGAAGUUGAAGAAAUAUUCAAAUGGAGUGCACAUAGAAAUGUAAAGGUUUUCAAAUUAAGAAUAAAGUUUAGAAGAGAUUUGCA
This is a messenger RNA of Physcomitrium patens, 4366 nucleotides long. Its product is annotated as pentatricopeptide repeat-containing protein At3g12770. The record is from RefSeq and is a predicted model, not a curated record. Gene Ontology annotation, biological process: RNA modification. Gene Ontology annotation, cellular component: intracellular membrane-bounded organelle. Gene Ontology annotation, molecular function: RNA binding; protein binding; zinc ion binding. Lineage: Eukaryota; Viridiplantae; Streptophyta; Bryopsida; Funariales; Funariaceae.